CAGAGUGGUGACAACUUGGUGACAAAUGCUGUGUUUGAAGUAACACAUAGGGAAAUUAUUUACUAGAAAGUGUGGCUUGAAGACAAUGGGUGUUAACAUGGAUCUGUAUUCAUUGUUGGCUACUGACCUUAUUGGUUUCUUAAACAUGGGAGUUUUUACCACAGUUGUCUCGCUGGGUGUAGCAACACUUUGUCUUCAUCAAGCCGACGCCGGCGUUUUUAACGCUAUAGUUCCCAAUUUAAGUACUGGCUGGUUUGCAAAGCCGGGUCCGACAGAGUCUCUAAUUUUCGGCCUUUUAGUGCUUAAGGUUAUGGCACUUCAGUUGGCUGGAGUCUUCCCUUACAACUUGAAUGACCUGUGGAAACAGGACGGGCACUUGGGAGACCAUUUCUGGAAAGGAAACUCAAGAACUCGACGCGAUUUGUUCUUUUCUAAAAUCAACAAGUUUUCUAAAGCCCCUCUGCUUAAAGAGAUUGACGCUGUGGAACGGAUACUUCUGGGUCUGAGACGCAUUGACACUCAUGAUUGCUUCAUCCGUCAUGUCUGUCAGAUCAAACAAAAUCAAUUGUCAGGAAAUGGUUCUGAGUACGAGAGGACAAUCCUCAAGAUUUUCAGCUUGAAGCCACAGAAAAAAGCUGUUGAAGACAAAACCUCCGUUUGGGACAUUUACCACGACGCUCUCACCCCAAAAGUGAUUGACUGUGAUCAGAAAUACAAGCUGUGUCCUCUGACCAAGAACGACAUGACGCUGGAAAACCUAAUGUCUGGGCUCUUCUAACUCCAACUUUCCAAGUGAAAUCAAUAUUUAUUGAACUACUGAACUAUUUAUUCUUAUUACUUUCUACUGAUGUAUAAUUUAUCUCCACGCAUUUACGAUUUAUGUAUCAAUUUGCCUAUAUGUAUAAACCAUGUUAUUGCCUAUUUCCUAUUCAUUCUCAUCCCUCCACCUCUCAAGUGGUAAAAAUGAUCGACAAAUAAAAUGAUAAUUGAUUGACCGCUCACUAAAUAAA
This is a messenger RNA of Folsomia candida, 1010 nucleotides long. RefSeq lists its product as uncharacterized. Lineage: Eukaryota; Metazoa; Arthropoda; Collembola; Entomobryomorpha; Isotomidae. The record is from RefSeq and is a predicted model, not a curated record. The transcript is spliced from 7 exons. Bases 86 to 778 code for a protein of 230 amino acids.